Messenger RNA from Colletotrichum acutatum, 1101 nucleotides. RefSeq lists its product as uncharacterized. Lineage: Eukaryota; Fungi; Ascomycota; Sordariomycetes; Glomerellales; Glomerellaceae. Bases 1 to 996 code for a protein of 331 amino acids. The record is from RefSeq and is a predicted model, not a curated record. The transcript has 3 exons.
AUGAGCGCUCUCUUUCUCGUAGCCAUCGCCGCGGCGAUCUGGCUACGACUGGCUUUCGCGGAGCCCCAAUUCUUGAAUCGAAAUCCCAUACCGCGUCCGACACUGGCACCGAACUACGGCAAGUACGAAGCGGCCCCAACAACAACUGUGGGACCCGGAAACAAUCUCGAUCUACGGGUAGAAAAGCUGGCGCCUCGCGCACUGCGCAUUAAUACAUGCGGGAUCGUAACACUUCCCUGGACAACGUUCCCUCUAGCGUGCGAGUAUCCGCAACCGUGCCAAACUGACAAUGGCUUUAUGAAGUGCGAUAACAUCGUUGGACGCACAUGCUACGAUGGCUCAGCUACCGAGUGUAGAACCUUUGUUGAUCUCAAUACCCGCUGCUGCACGAGGUCGGAUGAUAAAUGGCUCCCGACCUGCGUGACGUAUUACAAAGAGAUUGACACGGACAGUUGGGUAUCGCUCCUCGAUUGUCAAUGGAAAGUGCACAGCGGUCGAACGAGCUUAGACUUCGUCCCGUGGUCGAUCGAGAACGAUUUUCUUGACGGCACCCAGACAGCGCUGGCUUCCCCUGAUUCCAAAAUCACUCUGACCUCGUCCACAUCGACCUCUGCCUCCCCGUCAAUUUCAACAUUGCCAGCGAGUUCUGCGUCCAACAUAUCUACAAUCGUAGGCGGUGCCGUUGGAGGCUUAGUAGCGGUGGUGAUUGGAGUCUGCGUUGUCGUUUGGCUUCUCAUACGGGAGAAGCGAGCGUUGAAGGCCUGCGACGCCAUAUCUGCGUCGCAGGAUCCGACACAGAGGGCUCAAAUGUCAGACCUGCCGGAGGUAUCUGUCCCUGCGAACUACCGGCCUCUCCAUUCCGGGGCUGAGGAGCGACGUAAAUAUCAAUUGGUGUCCGCAGCCUCGCCUUCCAUCCUCAGUGAGGCGAAUCCGGUGUCUUCUCCGGCGCCGAGACACACUAUCAAUGUUAAUAACGCCCCUGUUGAGCUCGAGUAAAUAGACGUGGAGACACCCAUAAGCUCUGUCCAUGUUGUUCCGGACUUGUGGUAGUUUUACACACCUGGGUUGAUGAUCUGAGUAAGCACGCAGAGAAUGUCGAGG